AGAGCAUGGGAGAGAAAAGAAAAAGAUGGACAAAUAUGCCCUCAGUUGUAUGUUUGCUGGAGUUGCACUAGCAUAAAGAGAGGGAGGUCCAUGAAGGCCCAAGUGACAAGUCUUGUUGUUGAAGCUCUAGAGAGAGAAAGAAGUCUUGUUGCAGAAGCAGCAAGAGACAAGUGUGGGUUAGAGAGAAAGAAGUCUUGUUGCAGAAGCCUUGUUGUGUUGGUUAGAGAGAGAGAGAGAGAGAUUCAUGUUUAUGCAUGAGGGGGGGUCAAAAAGCCGAUCAUGGAUUCUGAAGCGAAUGGAUCGUUCAGGCAGAUAGACGGUCAGGAUUCUUCGGAUUCAUCACGGCUUAUCCUGUCCGCCGAUCCCAAGCCCAGGCUGAGAUGGACGGCUGAGCUUCACCAGCGCUUUGUCGAUGCAGUAACCCAGCUUGGGGGACCAGAGAAAGCUACUCCAAAAUCAGUGAUGAGGAUUAUGGAUGUGAAAGGCCUCACUCUCUACCACCUCAAGAGUCAUUUACAGAAAUACAGGCUGGGAAAGCAAACUCAAAGGGAGGCCGUCAUCAAUUCAAAUGGCAGAGAUGCAGUGUCCCUUGAAGAAGUAACUACAGUUUCUGAUUCAUCAAUUUGCCUGGGAUCGGAAAACCGACCUACGGACACCUGCAGCCCCACCAUGGUGACAGACACCCUGCAAAUUUCAGAAGCUCUGAGACUGCAAAUUGAGGUGCAGAAAAGUCUCCAUGAGCAACUUGAGGUGCAAAGGCAUUUGCAAAUGAGGAUAGAAGCACAGGGAAAAUACUUGCAAUCAAUUUUGGAGAAGGCAAGGGAAACACUUGCAAGGCAUCACAUGGGUUCGGCCGGGAUAGAAGAAACACGAAGAGAGUUGUCAGAAUUAUCGGCAAAAGUGUCGGACGGUUGCCGGAAUCCAGCAACUUUCUCCCUCAUUGGACACCAAGGGCUCACUGGAUCUCAAGCCAAAUGUGAAGUGUUAGAGAGGUUAAAAAAGAAGCCAAUGGCCCCAGUUUUGGACUUAAACUCCAAUCUUGAGCCCUCGAAUGAAGAUUUUGGUAGCGGGGGCUGCCGGAAAAAGGAGUUCGAUCUCAAUGGCUUCGAAUUGGGACUGUAACAUAAAUAUGAAGAAAUUAGAAAGAAGCCGGCAUUUUAUAAAUAUUUACCCUUGAGGGCAUGUUGGUCAAAUGCAUGCGGUCCUAAAACCUGACCAUGGGAAAAAAGAUAUAGGAUGCAUGGAAUCAAUACUUCGGUCUUUGCACAUGCCCACCUAGAGAGAGAGCAAUAAAAGAAGUGCAACAAAUAUUAGA
This is a messenger RNA of Amborella trichopoda, 1315 nucleotides long. Its product is annotated as protein PHR1-LIKE 3. Gene Ontology annotation, molecular function: DNA binding; DNA-binding transcription factor activity. NCBI's taxonomy places the organism in Eukaryota, Viridiplantae, Streptophyta, Magnoliopsida, Amborellales, Amborellaceae. The record is from RefSeq and is a predicted model, not a curated record.